Cuscuta epithymum is the source of this 2480-nucleotide messenger RNA. The record is from the annotation of a GenBank genome assembly. Lineage: Eukaryota; Viridiplantae; Streptophyta; Magnoliopsida; Solanales; Convolvulaceae.
CUACGUGGCUAUGAAAUGACCAAAAAAUGAAGGGCACCCACCCUUCAAAAGGCCCAAAGAAUAAUUUGGUUUUGUUACUGCGGGGAGGUUAAUAUGCUGUUUGGACCUAGAUUUUACUAAGACACAAAGGAUGGACACUGGCUAGAUCAGGACUAAUUCCGGUUCGGCCCAUUACCAGCCCUUUCGAUAGUUUAAAUACUACGUAUGAAAAUGUAUUCAAAACCCAAACUCUUUCAUUUGGAUCCUCUGCCAGGAUUUGUCCGCCAGGUAGGGUGCCCGACAAAUUUAGGCUGCAAGAUCCGAUUUUUGCAGAUUCCAAAGCCCUACUUCUCCCUUUUCUGCCGUUGGAUUUGCGUCAAGGACUAUGCUGUGCGGCAUAGGAUCCUUUUAUGGAGUAACUAAAGUCUGAUGGCCUGCUUCUUACACAUGUAGGGUUGAACACAAUCAUAAUUUUGAAUCACAGAUUCACAAUUAUGACCAUUAAGUUUUUUAUAGUGUGAGAUAUAUAUUUAUUAGACCUAUGUGGGCCUUGUAAAUUGUAUUAUUAUUGUUUGUAAUUUAUUAUUGCACAUAUGGGCCAAGGGCUCAAUUUCGUUAGUAGGCAUUCCUUGUCCUUGUAUAUAUAAAUAAUGUGGCUCUCGGUUCAAUAGAAGCAGAGAAAAGAUUACUCAUUAAAAAUAUUAUUCUAUUUCCUUUUGUAAUAUGGUAUCAGAGCCCUAAGGGGAUCGGCGCUGAACAUCUUGGAUUGAACACCAUCGUUCAUCAACUACCAACUCCUGCACCAGCGUGCUUGGAGAUUCGCCAGACCAUGAGCAGCGAUCCCACUUCCCCGUAUUAUUUAGGAGCCGGCCAGGAUCAACUCGAAAAUCAAAUUACUCAUGUUGUGUUCAAGGGCGAUAACUACGUGGCUUGGUCACGGGCUAUCACCUUGGCAUUGAAAGCUCACCGGAAAAACGUAUUUAUCGAUGGGACCUUGAAGAAACCAGAAGAUGCAACAGGAUUGAGCAACUGGGAGACAACGAACUCCAUGGUCGUUUCAUGGCUGCUGCGAUCCAUGAAACCGGCGGUAGUGGCAUCACUUCCGUUUUACGAUGAAGCCCGUGCGCUGUGGGUGUACUUGGAAAAUCGUUUUAGCGUGGCCAAUGGACCUCGACUGCAGCAGCUUCGUGCCUCUAUCACAGGCUGCCGGCAGUCAAAAAUGAUGAUUGUGGAUGCCUAUUGCACAACCCUUAUGGGUUAUUACGAUGAGUUGAAUCGCCUGAAGCCUUUGUACGCGUGUUCGUGCGGCUUGUGCACCUGUGGACUUGCUGCCAAGUAUGCCGCCGACAGAGAAGAAGAACAGCUCCAUCAGUUUCUUAUUGGAAUCGACGACGAGGUAUACGGGACUGUGCGGUCUAAUCUUCUGUCGCACAGCCCGUUGCCAGACUCGAAUAGAGCGUAUCAAGCAUUCCUUCAGGAGGAGAAUUCUAGGGGUGCUGCACGUGGGAAGUUAGUGGCGGUAGAAACCAAUGCCUUUACUUUACAGGCGGAUAGGCAGAACAAAGCACGGCAAGAGAAAGCAGAACGCACCAACCGGGUUUGUACACAUUGCAAGAAGAAAGGGCAUGAUGUGAAUUCAUGCUUCAAGUUAUUGGGCUAUCCGGAGUGGUGGGAGCAUCGGAACAGGCCCAACAAUGGGACAGCUGGACGAGGAGGGGGGGGGGUGAAAACCCAUGCUGUGACAACCUCCGGUGCAGGGACAUCCUCGUCGGUUGAGUCAAAGGGAUUGCCCGAACUGACACAAAAGCAGGUUCAGGCUUUGCUAAAUUUACUUAAUGCGGAAACCCGCUCCAGUGAUUGGAUUAUUGAUACAGGAGCGUCACAGCAUGUUUCGGGUGACAUAUCUUGCUAGGCAGAUCGGACCCGUAUUUGUGCGCGUCCGGUAGGGUUGCCUGAUGGGCGAACUAUGGCAGCUGUCUAAGAGGGGCCUGUACACCUCUCUAAAAAUAUUGUGUUGGAUCAUGUUCUUUAUGUGCCUGGAUUAAAAUGUCAUUUAAUUUCGGUGUUUCAGUUAAUUGAUGAAUCUGAAUUUUCGUCAUUUUCACUGACUCAUUUUGUGCUAUACAGGACCGUCCCUCGAAGAGCCUGAUUGGAGCCGGUGAGAGACGGGAUGGGCUAUAUUUCUUCCGGGGGGUACCUCAAGUGCAUGUCAUUUCCAUGUCAACACUAACGGAGUUCGAGCUAUGGCAUAGACGUUUGGGUCACCCUUCCGAUCAUGUUAUUAAAUUGCUACCUAAUAUUAAAACUAGUACUUCUGUUAAACGUUUGAAUAAACCUUGUGAGGUGCGUCCACAGGUCAAGCAAGUGUGUGAUUCUUUUCCCAUUAGUAAUAAUAAAGCAAGUAGAAUUUUGGAAUUAAUUCAUUGUGAUUUGUGGGGCCCUUAUAAAACCCCUCUACUUGUGAUGCUGUUUAUUUCAUGACCCUAGUUGAUGAUUAUUCA